Messenger RNA from Manduca sexta (tobacco hornworm), 3679 nucleotides. It is a transcript of the gene Adss, whose product is annotated as adenylosuccinate synthetase. Gene Ontology annotation, cellular component: cytoplasm. Bases 87 to 1442 code for a protein of 451 amino acids. Gene Ontology annotation, biological process: 'de novo' AMP biosynthetic process; IMP metabolic process. The record is from RefSeq and is a predicted model, not a curated record. Lineage: Eukaryota; Metazoa; Arthropoda; Insecta; Lepidoptera; Sphingidae. The transcript is spliced from 10 exons. Gene Ontology annotation, molecular function: GTP binding; adenylosuccinate synthase activity.
GUAUCACUAAGACCUUUUUACAACAGCGAAUUCCGGCGCGCGCAUGUCACGCUCUUUGCUCUAAUAUACCAAAUUUGUAAUAAAUAAUGGCUUCGAUUGUGAAUUCGAAGCAAACGGAAGUAAACGGCGAAUUAUCGUGUUCGUAUCCGUGUAAAAAAUCAAAAAUGGAAAAUAAAGUCACUGUUGUAUUGGGUGCUCAGUGGGGCGACGAGGGUAAAGGAAAAGUGGUGGAUUUGUUGGCUGUGGACUCCGAUAUCGUGUGCCGCUGCCAGGGUGGGAACAACGCUGGACACACGGUGGUAGUCGACGGCAAAGAGUUCGACUUCCAUUUACUACCGAGUGGCAUCAUUAAUCAGAAAUGCACGUCUGUUAUCGGCAACGGCGUGGUGAUCCACCUGCCGGGUCUGUUCGAGGAGCUGAAGAAGAACGAGUUGAAAGGCAUGAAGGGAUGCGAGAGCCGGCUCGUCAUAUCCGACAGGGCGCACAUCGUGUUCGACAUACAUCAACAGGUUGAUGGUCUUCAAGAAGCGGAGAAGGGUAAGAACUCGCUGGGCACCACCAAAAAGGGCAUCGGCCCGACGUACUCGGCCAAGGCGACCAGAAACGGAAUCCGAAUCGGAGACCUCCUCGGAGAGUUCAGCUUGUUUGAAGACAAAUACCGCACACUAGUAGCGUCGUACAAACGCAUGUUCCCAUCCCUGGAGGUGGAUAUCGAGACGGAGCUGGCCAAGUACAGGGAGUACGCGGAGAAGGUGCGGCCCAUGGUGCGAGAUACCGUCUCCUAUCUACACAAAGAGAUCGCGGCGGGCAAGAAGGUGCUCGUCGAAGGAGCGAACGCCGCCAUGUUGGAUAUCGAUUUUGGCACGUACCCGUACGUGACGUCGUCGAACUGCAGCAUCGGCGGCGUGUGCACGGGGCUGGGCGUGCCGCCGCGCGUGCUGGGCGCCGUGCUGGGCGUCGUCAAGGCCUACACCACGCGCGUCGGCGACGGACCCUUCCCCACCGAGCUGCACGACGAGACGGGUCGGUUGUUACAAGACCGCGGGCACGAGGUGGGCGUGACGACGAAGCGCGUGCGCCGCUGCGGUUGGCUCGACCUGGUAGUCGUCCGGUACACCGCCAUGGUCAACGGAUACACCUCAUUAUGUCUAACAAAGUUGGACAUUCUGGACACGUUAAAGGAGAUCAAAGUGGGUGUCGCGUACAAACUGAACGGGAAGAAGAUCGAUUAUUUCCCAUCGUCCAUGACUGAGCUUAGUAAUGUUGAGGUGGAAUACAUAACGUUACCUGGUUGGGCGUGCAGCAUAGAGGACGUGCGGGAACUGAGCAAGCUGCCCGAACAGGCCAAGAAUUACGUGAAGGCCAUCGAGGAUUUCUUACAAAUACCGGUUAAAUACAUCGGCGUCGGUCAAGGUCGGGAGUCCAUAAUCAGCGUGGCCUAACGUCGGCUGGCAGCCGAUCGCACCGCUACCUAGUGUUUGUUUUAGUAAUUAGCGAAACAAGACGUUUGUGCAUGUAAUUUCCAUUAAAUCUGCAUCAGGUUAUUUAGUUGUCGACUAGUUGAGUUUGAAUUUGGACAACAAAUCGAAAACAAAACUGUACUUGGCAUUACACACGCAAAUGACUCGUUUCGAUAAUUUACAUAUAAUUGUAAUUAUAUUUUUAAAUCGUUUUGCAGCUGUGUUUAGUUGGUCAAUAUUUCUACUCGAAUAAAAGCGCGGUACACGAAUAAUCGAUUAUUUUAUCGAUAUAAAUAUCGUGCGGUAAGAUACUUACUAUGCUUUUUAGAGUAAACCAGAGUAUGGAAUUUAAAAUUAUAUCGAUAAACAGCACGUACUUAAUAUUACCUUGCUUUUCUACCACAAUUUCAUAUUGACCAACUAAAACAGUAUUAACAAAAAUAAAAAAAAUCUGUUUCGAUCGAACGGUCGUAACGCUAAAUAUUUUAGAUUGAUAGCAGUCUGUACUUAUCGAUAUCGAUAAAUCAUUUUAUCGAGCAAUUAGGGUUCGUCGAUAUUUACAAUGCAAGGUGCCGAUUGAAUAAGCAGUAUUUUUUGUACGGUUAUGUUAACAUCCCCGAUAAUGGGAUGAAAGUGGUAGAAAUAUAACCUUGGAAACGUUGCGGCGAAUAUAAAAUAGGUAGACAAAUCUAAAAUAUUUGCAUUGAUAAUGAUUAAUCUUCGCACCGCCAGUUGAGGUCAGGGUAAGACCAUAAUAUUAAAAUAAUGUAUCAUUCUUUUUAAACAUACAAAUAUUUUUCCAAUUGUCUAUUGCCAUGCUUCCCUACCAAGUCUUUACAGGAUUUGAAACAUAAGGGCAUAAUUGUGUCCACUGCCGACGGUUAAUCAUCUCUCGACAUCUCUCAAUCGACAUUCUAUUGAACUUCACCAUCAGAUGCAUUGGGGUCACUUUAUAGUGUCCAUAUAACAACAAAUAUGUAACAUUUACUACUGCAUGGAGGAAUGUAAAACAAUAGGGUCAAGACAAGCAAAUACCAGAGCCCUCUGGCGGUGAAAAGAUUACCUUAACUUACACUGGUGCUAUAAAUAGGCUACACGGUUCACUUACUCCAUAAGCAUUGUGCUGCGGUGAAUCGAAUUUGCAUACUCUCGUAUUUACAAAUAAAAUACCGUUUCUAUCCCCUCGUGUGUCACAACACAACACUUUCAUCUCAAAUCGUCUGAAUAAAGACAUUUCUAUUUAUCGAUGUAAUAAGGGCUUCUAAAUGUGCAUUGUCAUACGUUUUCCAGCAAUAAUUAAGUACUAAUUUCUGUAGACGGGUUCAUACUAGCGGUUCUAUGGAAAAAUGUUAUCUUAGGUACUGGCUCAAGCAGGAUUUAUUAUUGAAUUUGCAAAAAAACUGCCUAUAAUAGUGUUUGAAAUAUCGAUAUUUUAAAUCGAAUUAAAUCUGGAAAAAUGUCAAGUCUUGAAUUUUAUUGAGCCAGCCAAAGUAGCUAAAUGGAUGUUUAGUAAUUUUUUGAAAGUAUUAUAAUAAGGCACCAAUGCUUAAUAUGAUUCCUAAAUUACGUCAUCGUAGAAAUUACACGUGAAAAUUGCAUUUUUGAAAAAAAGAAUUAUAAGAUUUUUAGUGAACUUGAAUAUUUUUGAUUUUUUAUUAUUUGAUUUAUUCGGUGUUUAAUGCACAAAUUGAAUAAAGACCUUUUUAAUUGUUAUAAUUGUCCGUUUUGUGAGAUUUUAUGUUGGAUCGCAUAAUUAUCGAGAUGAAAUAAUUUGGCAUACAAUAAAAUUCUUAAUAUUUUUGGUCUUAGUUUUUUUUAUCAUAUCCAAUAACUUAUUUUAACUUAUCAAUUUUUGCUUUCAAUGUAUAGAUUAAAAUCAUAAUCGAUAGUUUUUUUAUCGAUAAAAUUUACAUAUAUUUAUGCAGUCAUAUUAACUACAUCUCGAUAAUUAAAGCGAUUCAUUGAUUGUUUACUAACGAUAUCGCAUCAUUGUUUUCUAACAUAUUUUAUAUUUCUUGAAUUGUGACUUAAAAUGAUUUUCUGCUGGCGGAAUGUCUCCAUUCCAAAGAUUUUUGAGAAUAAAUGGUAAUGAUUCAGUAAUUUGUUAAUCAUUGUUAGCUUUUACAUUAUGUGAGGUGUUUUAUGUGAUAUAUCUUUGUAAUGUAAAUAUCUAUACAGUUAUUACAAUAUAUAUGCCAAUAAAAUGGUUUAUUCUUUUA